Gamsiella multidivaricata is the source of this 2361-nucleotide messenger RNA. Its product is annotated as P-loop containing nucleoside triphosphate hydrolase protein. The coding region runs from base 157 to 2250 and encodes 697 amino acids. Lineage: Eukaryota; Fungi; Mortierellomycota; Mortierellomycetes; Mortierellales; Mortierellaceae. Gene Ontology annotation, biological process: SNARE complex disassembly; intra-Golgi vesicle-mediated transport; Golgi to plasma membrane protein transport. Gene Ontology annotation, cellular component: Golgi stack. The transcript has 6 exons. Gene Ontology annotation, molecular function: ATP binding; ATP hydrolysis activity. The record is from RefSeq and is a predicted model, not a curated record.
CACCAGUUUGUAUUCUCUAUCAAGUAAGUUGCGUUGACACUGGAUGACGUUUGGAUUUGUGAGGGCAAGAAGAUAGGCACAGCCUCAAAUCGCCCUUUGCAUACUUUUGUAACUAUGUUCUCGUUUUGCUAAACCUUUUCCGCGUAUUGUCUGUCGAUGAUUCGCAGUUUCGAGGAUGGAUUCCCAGGGGGAUGCUUGGGGUUUAGUAACUUACAGCGCAAGUGGAUCAAUGUCGCUCUCAACAAGGAGAUCGAUGUCCAACCGUUCGAUCCCAGCUUGGAUGGACCCGAAGUCUACCUUUCAACCCUGGAAGUCGAAGUCUCCUUGAUGGUCAAGAACAACGAGUUCCGUGGAGAGUUUGAUGCCAAAGACAUGGCGCGCCAAUUCAUCAGUGUGUUCAACAACCAAGUCUUGUCGACUGAGCAGGCCUUGGUGCUGGAUUUCCAGGAGACCAGACUGAUCAUGGUACCCAAGAAGGUGGAACUUGUUGGAUCAGAUGCGCUCAUGAAUGGCAUGCAUGGACCCGAUGGCCAGGAACUUCCAAGUCGCCCUGGAUUCCGCGGCGUUUUGACGCAGCAGAGUCUGAUCCAGUUUGUUAGGGCUCAGGAUUCCAACAUCAAGCUGAAGGGCGCUGCUAGAAACAAACCCGCGGUGACCCUGAUUCAGCCUGACUUCAAGUUCGAGGAUAUGGGAAUUGGUGGAUUGGACACAGAGUUCAGCAACAUGUUCCGACGUGCUUUCGCCUCGCGUAUCUUCCCGCCCUCGAUCGUUGAGAAGAUGGGCAUUCAGCACGUGAAGGGUAUCUUGCUGUAUGGCCCUCCUGGUACAGGAAAAACACUAAUGGCCCGUGAGAUUGGAAAAAUGUUGAACGGUCGUGAGCCCAAGAUCGUGAACGGACCCGAGGUGCUGUCGAAGUUCGUGGGCCAAUCGGAGGAGAACAUUCGCAAGCUGUUUAUCGAUGCUGAGACCGAGUACAAGGACAAGGGCGAGGAUUCGAGCCUUCACAUCAUCAUCUUUGAUGAAUUAGAUGCGAUCUGUAAGCAGCGUGGGUCUAAGAACGACAGCACGGGCGUCGGUGAUUCAGUCGUCAACCAGCUGCUGGCCAAGAUGGACGGUGUUGAGCAGCUGAACAACAUUCUCAUCAUCGGUAUGACCAACAGGAAGGAUAUGAUUGAUGAGGCCUUGUUGCGUCCAGGUCGUAUGGAAGUCCACAUGGAGAUUGGUCUUCCCGAUGAGCAUGGUCGUCUUCAGAUUCUGAAGAUUCAUACUCACAAGGCCAUGCAAAACAACCUGCUCGCAUCAGAUGUGGACUUGAUUGAGUUGGCGGCUCUGACAAAGAACUUUACAGGAGCUGAGAUCAACGGUCUUGUCAAAUCAGCAACAUCGUUUGCGUUCAAUCGUCACGUCAAAGUGGGAACGCUGGCUGGCACAACAGGCGAUCUCGAGAACAUGAAGAUCCAGCGCGCAGAUUUCAUGGGGGCACUCGAUGAAGUGCACGCAGCGUUCGGUUCUUCGGAAGAGGAGCUGGAUGCAUGUAUCACGAACGGUGUCAUCCACUUUUCGCCACAGAUCGACAGGAUCCUCAAAGAAGGACAGCUUCGUGUGGAGCAGGUCCAGCAUUCUGAGCGCACGCCUCUUGUCAGUAUGCUGCUUCAUGGUCCCCCUGGUGCAGGCAAGACUGCUCUGGCAGCGACGAUGGCGAUGGAGUCACAGUUCCCGUUCAUCAAGCUGAUCUCACCCGAGACGAUGAUUGGCAUGAGCGAGAUACAGAAGGUCAAUGCGAUCCACAGAGUGUUCCAGGACUCGUACAAGUCGCCUCUGAGUGUAAUUGUGAUGGACGACGUUGAGCGCCUGCUGGACUAUACGCCGAUCGGAUCUCGGUUCUCGAACACGGUGCUGCAGGCGUUAGCUGUGUUGCUGAAGAAACAGCCCCCAAAGGGCAGAAGGUUACUGGUGUUGACUACAACGACUCGACGACAUGUGCUGGAAGAGAUGGAUCUGAUGGAUUCGUUUUCGUCAGAGUUGUAUGUGGAGAACUUGAGGACACUGGAGGAGGUGAACACUGUGGUCAAGAGCCUGAAGCUGUUCAAGUCGGAUGAUGAUCGCCGGACUGCGAUGGCGACGUUGGCGAAGAGCGGGAUUGAGGACAAGUUGUCCAUCAGUGUCAAGAAGCUACUGAUGACAAUUGAGAAGGCUCGCCAGGACACGGAUCUUGUGGGGCGGUUCGUUAGUGACAUGAGCAUCUUUUAGACGAUGGAGAGCGAUCGCACAUGUAUUGAUGUUGUUUUUUUUUUAUCAGCAGGAUAUAAACAGAGAGAGGAAGAAAAAAUAAAUAAAGAGGUAUAAGGGCGAAAAAGAAAA